Messenger RNA from Marasmius oreades (fairy-ring Marasmius), 744 nucleotides. RefSeq lists its product as uncharacterized. Gene Ontology annotation, biological process: cytoplasmic translation. NCBI's taxonomy places the organism in Eukaryota, Fungi, Basidiomycota, Agaricomycetes, Agaricales, Marasmiaceae. Gene Ontology annotation, cellular component: ribosome; cytosolic large ribosomal subunit. The transcript is spliced from 5 exons. The record is from RefSeq and is a predicted model, not a curated record. Bases 60 to 635 code for a protein of 191 amino acids. Gene Ontology annotation, molecular function: structural constituent of ribosome; rRNA binding.
GAAAGUUCGCCCACCACUUACCACCACCGCCGUUCACCCCUCAAGAUUCUUUCCUCAAGAUGCGGGACGUCCUCCAAACAGAAGAGCUUGAUAUCCCCCAGAAUGUCGAUGUCUCUAUUAAAGCUCGUCUCAUAACCGUCACUGGCCAUCGAGGCACCCUCACUAAAAAUGUUCGUCACAUAAACAUGGACAUACGGCUGAUCAAGGGCAAAACUUCGAAAGUUACUCUCGCUGUCUGGCAGGGUGGACGCAAGCAUGUUGCUUGCUUGAGGACCAUCAAGAGCUUGAUUCUCAACAUGAUCAAGGGUGUCACCAAGGGCUUCCAAUAUAAAAUGCGAGCUGUUUAUGCCCACUUUCCUAUCAACUGCAUCAUCCAAGAGAACGGUCGUAAACUUGAAAUCCGCAAUUUCUUGGGAGAGAAGACUGUACGGCAUGUUGAUAUGUUGAAUGGUGUCACUGUCUCCGAGUCGAAGGCGCAAAAAGACGAGCUGAUUAUAGAAGGAAACGAUAUCGACAAUGUCUCACAAUCAGCUGCAUCUAUCCAAGGCAUAUGCCGUGUGAGGAACAAGGAUAUCCGUAAAUUCCUGGACGGUAUCUACGUUUCAUCCAAAGCUUCGAUAGAGCAGGACGCCUAAAUGUGGUUUAUUUGGAUGUAUACGUAUUCAUAUGACCCUCUAGUCCUUUGUUAUGUUCCAGAUCCCUUAUGCUUUCACCAUUGUCAUGGAAAAUUAUGGAACGAACGGA